Messenger RNA from Pangasianodon hypophthalmus (striped catfish), 8452 nucleotides. RefSeq names its product coiled-coil domain containing 120a (gene ccdc120a). The coding region runs from base 2445 to 4343 and encodes 632 amino acids. The transcript has 11 exons. Lineage: Eukaryota; Metazoa; Chordata; Actinopteri; Siluriformes; Pangasiidae. The record is from RefSeq and is a predicted model, not a curated record.
GGUUUAGGGUAAUGAUAAAUAUAUUGUGUAAAACUGCUGGGGGAGAGAGAAACGUGACUCGGUUGAUAAUUGAUUAAAGGCAACAAAAUUUAGUCACUAUUUAACCUUCCACAUAUGAUUGGUCAGCCCAAACCUCUAGACUUUAGUUAUUUACAUGACAGACCGACUACUUACACAGACGUGGACAGUAAUUUCAUUAAUACAUAGAAUAUAUUGGCAUACAUGAUCCCACAUUCACACUAGCAAGCAACAAAGCGACAUGUAAGCGUUCAUUUCCUACAGUAUAUAUGUCUGCGACACUGACCCAUGAUUUCAGCAACAGCAGCAAGCAACAAUGUGACAUUUUAACUAUUUAUUUUUAACUAUUUAACUUUUUUUUUUUCAAUUCAGUGCAAAUCAUGUAUGGCACGGUAAAGCAACAAAUCCAAAUGAUUGGCUCUACUGAUUGCUCUGAUAAAUGUCCAUGUAUGUGGUCUGACAUUUUUGCAGUUCCCCACUAACAGCUCUAGUUCCCAUUUAUUGUUUGACACACAAAAAAUUAAACUUAUAGCCAUGGAUUCAUCCUAUCCUGCCACAUACGACACAUUAAAUGUGUAUAAAGACAUUAUGAAGAAAAACAAACCUUGGAAAGAAGUAGCAAAGAUCACUGGUGCCUGGUGAGUGAAUGUAGCUAGUAUAUUUAGCUGUCAAUGAACCUUGCAUGAAGCUUGGCAUGUAACAUGUAAAUCAAACAACCGAUUUUCAUAGUGAUUAGUGCAAUAUUUAAUUUGUGUUUAACUAGUUUUUGAAGCUGUAUAUAGCUGCUACCAUUUCUCAUCUGAACUGAAAAAAUAUACUGGACAGUGCAUGCACACAAGCGGCAACAGUGGAGACAAACUACUAGCUAGUUAUGGUGAACUGAAAAGCAAAUUGGGUGUUUUGUUAAAAAUUAAAGCAAAAAAAAAAAAUCAUGAUUAAUCUAUUACUGAGGUCGGCUUCUUGCUGAGUCUCAGUGAUAUGGUUUUGAUUUUUCAAUAUAUUGACAGUCACAGGAUAUGAAUGCUUGCGAAACGAGAUUUCCAUCUGAAAGCUGAUUGUGGAUGAAAGUUGGAUGAGGUGAUCACAUGCUCAACCCUUUUCUGGUGAAGUUUAGAAACAUGUUAGUCUUCUGACUGAGCCGUGCCUUUACAUAUGCUUAAAGUAUUGUGUAUAUAGUCAGAACAGGCAGGAAGAUGGUUCUGUAGUGCAAUUUAAAUGGCAGUAUUUAACAUGAGAAUAGAUGUGUGCUGUUAGGAGCUGUGCUUGUGCUCAUUGGUUUGCAAAUCAGCCUAAAGUGCUUGAUCCCUUGGGGUAAUUCAGGCAGGAGAAACACCUUCUCAGUUUUCAUUAGCACUGGUAAUCCUAACCAGGACAUUAGGCAACAUGAAGUGGACAAAAAAACACUUUUAGCCCACAAUUCACUUGCCAUAUCCGGCUCUUAUGUGAAUCCUUUGGUGUUUGGGAUGGUACCUGUGGUUGUGCACUUCUAUGCCAGAUUGUUUUGUGUGGUUUUUGGGGGAAACAAAGUUUACCAUCAACUUAAAAUGACACUUUAUUGAAUUCACAAAAAUGGGGAAAAUGCACGAGCGAUCGAGCGCGCGCGCGCUCCCAAUGUUACCUUUACCUACAGAAACGCUACUCACUGGAUAAUAUUUACAUGAUAAAUACAUUUAAACGUCCAAAACGGAAAACUACCAGGCUAAAUACUUAUAUUAAAACGUAUUUUUGAGGUACAGCGCGAACACUUUGAAAGAAAAUUACGUCGAAAACGUAAAAGCAGUAAAGCAAACCUACUGUACGUUACCAAAACAGUCGCGACCAACUCUCUCUGGGGGUCUCGGAGGAGCCGCUUUCAAAAUUAAAGCUACUUUCCACUUCGAACUUAAAUAGCUGUUUAAACAUCACGAGAGUAAAGCUAGAUAAUAAUAAAGAGUAUUUAUAAAACGAAGAAAAAGCAAGUUUAUCCGUGUGAAAAGAGUAAAAGCGUAGUUCCGCGGAGUAGUGCUCCCCCCCCUGAGCGGCUGAGUUGGUUUCGCCCGCUGGAUUCUCUCGACCUGAGCGCAGAAGUGAGGCGAAAUGUCUCAUCGCUGUUUCCACACUGGAGCUCUCAACAUACUAAAAUUACAUUUUUUUAUUUACAAAACUUUACUGUUUGGCUUUAACACAAAGGUUUCGUCCCGCUGCUGCACCAAGGAGUUGCUUGUUGAUGUGUUUUCCUGCAUUGGCGGAUCUGAGGGAUUUAAAGGGAAUUGAUGCCUGUUGAAGAGCAGCUCUCUUCUGAACUCUUUAACCCAGGGAUCAUGACAGAAAGCCUGGGAGUCUGGAUGCAGUGCUGAGGUGAGGGCAUCGAGUUCAGAAAGCGUCAAGCAGCAUCAGCAGCAGCAGCACAGUGGCUCCCCCUUCAGGCCGGUCUGUAGAGGUGCUGCAUGGCCACAAGCCCGACACACUGCAGCACGCAUGAGCACGGCUGGAAGGUGAAGUCGCAAUCAAGCAGCAAGACACAUGAUAUGGAGGUCAAAGGUCACCUAAUCACAGGGCCAGAGCUGCAGGGCUCCACGGACACUAAGCAGCGUGCUGAAAGAAUGGUGGAGCUGCAGGAGAGACGGAGGAGCCUUCAGGCUUUACUAAGCACCCGCCUGGCUGAACUCAGGCGUGUGUGUCUCCAGGAGGCGGAAUUGACUGGAGAGCUUCCGAACGAGUUUCCUUUAGAAGCAGGAGAAAACCCCCCUCAUGUGCGGAGAAGAGUUGGUUCAGCCCGCUCCGGCUCCAAGAGCAAUUUAAAAAGCGAGGAGGAAGAUGCGUCUCAGCGCAAAUUGAAAAAGACUCUGUUCAGCGGCGCCCUCCGCAGGCACAUAGAAGUGGAGCAACAGCUGGCUCAUGGAAAGAGGACGACGGUUCACAGAGGAUGUCACACAGAGAACACAGUGAGGUCAGAGAGCAGCUCCACGUCCGACUCCACCAGCCAGGAGACCGAGGAGGUCUCUGAUGGUCCAUCCCCCUCUCAGCCCCGGCUGGUCCCGGGGAGCCCAGACAGCAGGUUCUGUCGGAAACUCUCCCCCGUGGAGAUCUACUACGAGAUGAAAGCCAGACGCAACUCUGUGUCCAGCUCAGCUAGUCCGAGUCGCUCUCUCCCGCGGAGUGUGUCCAAUUUGGAGGGCAGAAGCGUCCCGGCGACGCCCCAGUUGACCCGGAACGGCCCGAUCGGUGUGCAUGUCAGGUCUGAAUCCUCCAGCAGCACUUCAGCAUUAAAGCAGCGAUCAGAUAAUCCUGAAGUAACUCAAGUGGUGCCUGUUCCAUCUCAGGAUGCUUUAUCCCCUGGGCACUUGGGGUGCUCUUACAGCGCCCAAACACGACGCAGCAACAGCUCAGACGCGCUGCUGGACCGCUGUGUGGAUGAAGGUCAGCUAUCAGGUCCUAUGGUCCGAAACGGGUCUCACAAGAGUUCUGAGGCGCUGCUGGACGGCCGUUUGAAACAGGUGAAUGGACACGUGGAGGUGACCCGCGUCCGCUCUAUAUCAGGUGGCCGUGGUACGAGCGGCUCCAGCGGAGGCUACAGUGAAGUCCUGCUGGACUACGUGUGGGGGAAGCAGCAGAAGAUGCAGCAGAUGGCGCAGCAGCAGCAGAGACUGCAGGCUCAGAAUGGUAUAAAAGCACGAGCCUGGCACGAAGCACCAUCUGUACCCCCUCCACCUUACGUGAACGGCUUCUCCUCAUCUCAGGGCCUGAUUCUGGGCUCAGGACCACCAGCCUACAGCCCUCUGAUGCUGCGGGGUAAACCGGGUGAACCUCGGCGGGUCAAGGUGAGCCGAACUAAAUCCUGCGGGCCGUUUAUUCCCAUCCAACAAGGUUACACAGAGAUCCCUGUUGCUAACGGACACAACGGAAUGGGACAGUUGCAGCCGCGGCAAAGACCCCCUAACUACAGCACAGACCUGUCUUCUGGCUCCGCCCCCCAGGACGAAUCUACACGCAACCUGCACAAGGCCCUGGCACUCGAGGGUCUGAGGGACUGGUACCUGCGCAAUGCACUGGGGCAGCCGAGCACGGCGUGCACGGGGAAAGCCCAGGAGGGGGCGCCAUCUCAGCGCAGACGAACCACAGCCUCGCUGCACCCUUCACAUCCACAUCCACCACUUAAACAGCAGGCACAGUCGUUUCAGGGAGACACGGCGUACACACAUCUGCCCCAGUCCGCUACGUUCCAUGGACAUCCAUUACGGUCUGCGGAUUUGUCUCCAUACCAAGACACCUUCUCUUCCAAAAUGGAGGACUUGACUUUGAAGGAGAUGAAUAAUGACAGACCUAGUCCAGGCACACUCGUCUAACAAACACACAUACACACACAAACAUAAGUGAAUAAACGCUGGGUGCAUAAAGUGGCACAACGAGAAGAGGCUUGUUGUAUAGACAGUAUGGAGUCUUAACCAGAACCCAGUAGCUCUGAUGUAAACACACAAUCCUGUUCUUACAGCUCACACUUUAGUGUUAAAAAGAACUGAGAUGGACAACAACAACAACAACAAAAACGACUUCACAUCAUUUUUCCAGUGAUUCAGCAGUGAUUUUUAUUUUAAGUACUAUCAUGGAAAUGACAUAACCCAGGCAACUUUAACAAGGUAGCACGUCAUUUUAAAUCAUGAACUGUACAUUUGACGACUUUAUUGUGUCUGUAUUAGCAUCAUGUUGAUUUGCUUUGCUGAAUAUUUCGAUUUAUUUUUACCAUCUAGUGGAAUCAGUAUUAAAUUUCAGAUCUUUCUCCAUAAAUCAGCUUCAACUCAGAUUCCCUUUUUAAUUAAAAGGGUCAGGAUCUUUUUAAGAAAUCUUUACACAAAAAAAUCCUAUGCAAAUUAGAAUUAAGAUGACUAGAAAAAAAAUAGAUGAAUAGUCUUUAAUAUAUGAUUGUUUAAUUUUUUUUUUCAUAUAGAAUGCAAAAUGGUGUUUCUAACGAGAACGUUUAACCAAAUCUUAAAGAUUUUACUCUUCCCUGGCUUUCUUAGUAUUAUACAAAUUUUCAAUUCUAAUCUUUUGCUUUUCUAAAGUGGAAAAGACAAAAAUAUCCGCUGCUAAAGCAAGGGAAGGGGGUGAAGGUGUGGGUUUUUUGCGUGUUAAGACACAAGGAAUCGGGCAUUUGGUGUACAAGAUGCUGGUGUAUGCAAAAUGUCUGAUGAGAACAGUGUGUGUUUGUGUAUGUGUGUGCGUGUGUAUCUGUGAGAGAGAGAGAGAGAGAGAGAGAGAGACUAGAUUUGACUGUUGCUCAUUUGUGUCUCCUUAUUCAGUAUUCACACAUGCAAAUGGCCCUUUACCAAGGUCACUUAGUCAUCUCAGCUUUGGGUUCAUUAUAAUUAGAUUCAACUGCUAAAAGUAAAAGAGCUUGAUAAUGGAUGAGUCCCAGUUUCUCUCCAUUGUAAUGUUAUUUAUUGAAUGCUAUAUAUACGCCUGCAUAUGAGACUUCCUGGGGCGGCUGGUAUAAAACGGGCUAGCAGGGCUAAGCUCCGCUCUGUCUUUCAAAGAUAAAUAUAAGGUUUCUUUUUUGACGUCAGCAUCAGAUAAAUUACUGUUAAUAAAUUAGGUGGAUUAUUCUGGAUUUUUGUGGAACGAAGCUCAACAGCACCACCAGUGGUCAUAGAAAAUUAAGUGAGGCUGGGGCUGAUUUCUUUCUAGCUCACACUGUAGAUUCAUGUAGCCUAUUAAUAACAGUAGUGACUAGAUUUGGGCUGAUAUUUUUCGCACACAACCUUAACACACCAUUAGAAGUGAUUGAGAAGGGGCAUGGGAAAUACUGAAUGUGUACAUGCUGGAUUAUUUACGCUAUCAUCCGUUCAUCCCGCUGAAAUGGCUUUGCAGGCGAAACUAAGGGUAGAUAGACUAAGCGUAUAUCAUCCAAUAGAAUGAAAAGUUUACAGUUUUUCUGUCUACCAUGUUAGCAUGAGGAAAUACAGCAUGAACCCAGUAGAACAUUACAGAAUAUCUGCCAUUAGGUUUGUGUGUGUAAGAGGCUGCCCAUAUAAUUCUUAUACCAUUGAUGAGUCCUGCUGUUCAACCCUUUCACUGUCAAUCUAUUGGCCUCUGGAGACUUACAAUGUGGUUUAAUCAAACCAGGAUGCCAACUGUCAACCAUCGUGCCUAGCAGCAAUAAGAAUUAAAAAAAAAAGAAAAAAAAAGUAACAUAUAUAACUUUAGGCUUAUGUAAAAACCCACGUAUAGUGUAGUUCAACAUGCAUCUGUGUAUUUUCUCACAGUCAGAUUGUAUUUCAGGCUAAGACUGAAAAAAAAAAAAAACGUCAGGAUUGCAGGCUAAUCCAAAUCAUGUAUUGUGCUCUGGUUUUUGAUAGCGUUAUUACUGUUUUAUAAAUUAACUCUCCUAUUCAAGCGCAUGCGGGUACUCAAUCGUCAGCUCUGCUAACCUCCUAUUCAUGCCCUAGUCCUGUUGAUUUUCUAUCUCUGAACUGAGCCAGUAGUGGUCCUCUUGUCUCAGAAAUGAAACACUCAGCGUAUUCUCUGUGAAAACAGUUAGACUGUUUUAUUGCUGGUUUAACUCACCCUUGUCAACUAACCAUCAGUGUUAUUUUUACGCCCAUUGCAAAAUUAUUAAAAAAAAAUGCACACACACACUAACACAUACACUGAAUACAAAAUCAUUUAUUUAAAACGCAAUUUACAUUCCCUGUUUUUCAAAUUCAGGUUCAGAUUUGAACAAUAUAUUCACUCCAUCUACACAACAUACCAUGCUAGUUUGCUAACUAGUAUCAACCAGGUAUUUAGCAACCUAAUAUGACUGACUGUACAUAGUUUGAAAAUAAAAAAGCUGACUGCACAUAUUACAAAGGAUAUCAUAUGAGAAAUUCACUCCCUUUUCCGCCUAAAUGUGAGUAUGAGUCGACGAGGGUGUGUUGAAAAUAGUAAUGAAACGAGCAUAUUUGUGUAGAAGACAAUGCUAACGAAUGCUACUACUAAAGCAAUCAGGAGCCUCCCUCAGCUUAUCUGGGAAGCUCUAACCUUGUCGCCAAAUGCUGCCAUGUUUGUCUCAGGACCAAACUAAAAACUGCUCCUACUUCCUGUCUUUAAAAUCAACAACACGGCUGAAUGGGUAGCACCGUUGUGAAGCCGCUGAAGUGACAUGGUGGUUAUUUUUCAAUUAGGCGUGGCCAUGAAUUAAUAUAUGGAGGCCACAAGCUAAGUAUCUCAUAGCCAUGAAUUAUUGUGCUGUGGCCAUGAGAGACCAAAGUUGGAGUCACACAUCGUUUAAAUUAAUUAAUUAAGUGAAUAUGUUGUGAAUAUGUUGAUGCUGAAACAGUCUGUCAAAUGUUGCUUGAAAAACUCUAUAUAUUAUCUUCUGGCCUCAAUAUAUUAUCUCAUGGACUUGAUAUAUUCAUUUGUCUAAAUUUAUUAUUUUGUGGCCUGAAUAUUAGGCUUGACAUAUUGACAUAUUUUCUUGUGGCCUCAAGAUGUUUUUGUGUGUCCUCAAGAUAUUAUCUUGUGGCCUCAACAUAUUAUCUCAUGGCCUUGUUAUAUAAUCUCAUGGCCUCGUUAUAUCAUCUCAUGGCCUCGUUAUAUUAUCUCAUGGCCUCGAUAUUUCAAAUUGUGGCCUUGAUGUGUUAUUUUGUGGCCGUAAUGUAUUAUCUUGUGGCCUCAGUACAUUAUCUCUUUGCCUCAAUAUAUUAUCUUGUAGCCUCAACAUAUCUCAUGGUCUCAGUAUAUUAUCUCGUGGCCUCAAUAUAAUAACUUGCGGCCUCAAUAUAUUCAUUUGUGCUUACAGUAUAUUAUUAUCUUGGCCUGAAUAUAUUAUUUCAUGCCCCCAAUAUAUUAUCUUGUGGCCUUGAUAUAGUAUCUCAUGACCUUGAUAUGUCAUCUUGUUGCCUUUUGAAUUAUCUUGUGGCCUCGAUAUAUUAUGUUUUUGCCUCAGUGUGUUAUCUCAUGGCCUCAAUAUAUUGUUUUGUGUCCUUGGUAUAUGGUCUUGUCACUUCCAUAUAUUAAUUCAGGGCCACAACUUAUUAAAAAAUAACCACCAUGUCAUCUCAGAGGCUCCGUACAAGACAAAACAUUUUCUCUAUAUACAUGGCAACACAAGUGACCUCUGUGAAGGUCACUGAAUGUUUACUUUGCUGACUCCAGUUUACUAAACAGUUUUGUAAGUUUUAUUUUCACUCCUACAUUCAUUGGCCUUGUGAAAAAUGUCUUGAACUUUUGCCCAAAGGAAAGGUGUAGCCAGGAGCAUUUUAUUUUGAAUGGAUAAUAACAAUGCUUCAGAAAUAAUUCACUGUUGUUUGAUUUAAUGUUAUGGACACAUUUUGGUAUAAAACACCCUGAUGAUGCUUCUGUCUUUUGUAUAUUACAGGUUGUUUUACAGUUUUUUGUUUUGGUUAACAAAAAAAAAAAGGUCUGUACUAAGCAAUGUAAAUUGUCUUCAUAAAAAAUGUAAAUAUAUUGUUGUAUA